AUGCAUGUGCCAAGGCGAACAACAGGCUCCAACAUGAGCGACAGUCUCCCAGUAACUCUCUUCCUGACUGGGAUCCCAGGGCUGGAGUUUGCCCACCUCUGGAUUGCUAUCCCUUUCUGUGUCAUGUAUCUCAUAGCUCUGCUUGGUAAUGCUGCCCUCAUCCUUAUCAUAGGGACAGAGAGUGCCCUUCAUGCACCCAUGUACCUCUUCCUCUGCCUUCUCUCACUCACUGACCUGGCUCUCAGCUCCACCACUGUACCUAAAAUGUUGGCUAUUUUAUGGCUCAAUGCUAAUGAGAUUUCCUUUGGUGGAUGCCUAGCUCAAAUGUUUUGUGUCCACUCCAUCUAUGCUCUUGAGUCCUCGGUUCUCCUUGCCAUGGCCUUUGAUCGAUAUGUUGCUAUCUGCAACCCACUGAGAUAUACAACCAUCCUCAACCAUACUGUCAUAGCCCAAAUUAUCUUUGCUGGCAUAGUCCGUAGUGUGGCUAUUGUCUCCCCUUUCAUCUUUUUGCUGAGGCGACUGCCCUACUGUAGUCACCGUGUCAUGGCUCACACAUACUGUGAGCAUAUGGGCAUUGCUAGGCUUGCCUGUGCCAACAUCACUGUCAACAUUGUCUAUGGGCUGACUGUGGCUCUGCUGGCCAUGGGCCUGGAUUCCAUCCUCAUUGCCAUCUCCUAUGGCUUCAUCCUCCGGGCUGUCUUCCGUCUCCCAUCCCGUGACGCUCAACACAAGGCUCUGAGUACCUGUGGAUCUCACCUUGGUGUCAUCUUGGUUUUCUAUAUACCUGCUUUCUUCUCCUUUCUUACCCACCGUUUUGGUCACAACCGAGUUCCCAAAAAUGUACACAUCUUCCUGGCUAACCUCUAUGUGCUGGUGCCUCCUGUACUCAAUCCCAUCAUCUAUGGAGCAAGAACGAAGGAGAUUCGGAGUCGGCUUGUAAAACUGUUUCACUUGGGAAAAGACUUGGUAUGA
Messenger RNA from Rattus norvegicus (Norway rat), 972 nucleotides. RefSeq names its product olfactory receptor family 52 subfamily D member 1 (gene Or52d1). NCBI's taxonomy places the organism in Eukaryota, Metazoa, Chordata, Mammalia, Rodentia, Muridae. Bases 1 to 972 code for a protein of 323 amino acids. Gene Ontology annotation, cellular component: membrane; plasma membrane. The record is from RefSeq and is marked reviewed. Gene Ontology annotation, molecular function: G protein-coupled receptor activity; olfactory receptor activity. Gene Ontology annotation, biological process: signal transduction; nervous system process; G protein-coupled receptor signaling pathway. The transcript has a single exon.